ACAUGUCGCCAACGUUCGACUCAAAUUUAUAAUAAAGUAAAAAUUAUUAAAUAUUCAUAUUUGGGAACGUGGAAAAUACUCAAGUAAUGACAUUUUGAAAAAAGAAACAUUCCAAACUUCAAUCAUGUUUAAAAUAUAUAUUUUAUUUUAUAUUUUAUUUGUUAAUAUUGCUCUUAACAAAUGCAAUAUACAGAUAGGCCCAGAGCCCUGGGACUACGUGAAUAAUGUGAAUUCAAUUGUGAUUGACGAGGAUAUACCACCUGAUCUUAAAGACAAGCCCCAGAGGAAAGUACAAACCAACAAUAACAUAGCAAUUGGUGAAUGGUUUUAUAAAAGGAUAUUAACCAUUGUUUUAAAAGGGGGCCAAAUUAAGAAAAAUGAGGAUGGUUCUAUUGAUAUAUCACUGCAUAUGAAAUACAAUGAGGAACGUUGGAAUAUUCUUGAUGGUUAUAUCAAACCCAAUACUGCAUAUUCUGAAGAUAUGUAUAGACGUUCCAUUGGAUAUAUAGAGGAAGCUAUAAUUAAACCAAGUAUCAGUGAGAAGAUUGUCUUUGCUUGGAGUGAAUACUUCCAAUACUAUUUAAUAGAAUAUAAGACAUAUAUUAUGUGGGCUGCAAGUAUUUUAGCAGGAGUCUUGACAAUAAUUUGGCUAUGGAAUCAUAUAUCACAUAAACAUGUAAUAAUAUUAGUGAUUAUUGGUCUUUAUUUAUAUGAAGUAUUAAUAUCUUAUAAGGAGGCUGAAAAACAAGAACUUGAUAGAUUCAUAACAGCUGUCAACACUUGCAAGUGGUACAUUUGGACAACGGACUGUCAUGUGCCACCACCUGAUCCGCUUAUAUUCUUGAAACACAUGAAUCCACUCAAAAUUGGCAUCUGUAUGUUCACCAGAUUGGUAUCAGAACCCAUGAUAACAAUUAGCGAAACCAUUAAAAUUAUUAUUCAUGGCAUCACUGAUGGAUUAUGGUUUCCAUUGAAUAAAAUAAUGUAUGGAAUUCUGGUUGUUACUUUUAUGAUACUCCUGGUAUUUUUGCUGAUAAUGAUAAUCUUCAAUUAUAUUCUAAACAUUCCAUUUAAGUUAAGUUUUUUGGGUAUUGUCAGUAUUGGAUUAAAACAACGUAAUAGAAGCAUGCAAAAUACUAUUGUUCAUGAGCCAAUUGGUGCACCUCAAGGGGAAAGAUAUACAGAUAGAAUUAGUGGCGAAAAUUUGUCGAAGCUCUUAGAAGUGUACACACGUGCAUUGAAUUCUGUUAAUUCUUCACAAAUACAACAAGGAGGUCCACUACAAAAUUCCAAUCCAUCACUGACAUAUAAAUCAAAAUUGACCAGAUCAGCAAGUACUGGACGAUUGCCUAAUUAUGAAAGUGAACAGUAUAAUAAUAACAAUAUUUUACAACAAUAUAAACAUAAUGGAAGUGGAGAUCACUGAUUAAAAUCAGUUAUUGUUUAUCUGAAUAAUAAUAACUAGUACCUACUUAGCAUUCCAGUCAUCUGUAACAAAGUUUAUCUUAAUCUGUAGUCAAGACUUGUUACAAUCUUCUUUAAAUUUUUUUUAUUAAUUUGUCUAGAAAAUUUUUUUUAUUGUUUGUCUAGUUUUAACUGUCUGUCAUAAAUUCCUUACUUAUUAAAGGAAUAUAAUUAA
Molecule: messenger RNA, 1639 nt
Organism: Vanessa tameamea
Lineage: Eukaryota; Metazoa; Arthropoda; Insecta; Lepidoptera; Nymphalidae
Exons: 5
Coding region: 125-1426 (433 amino acids)
Source: RefSeq, a predicted model, not a curated record